Messenger RNA from Teleopsis dalmanni, 1291 nucleotides. RefSeq names its product pyrroline-5-carboxylate reductase-like. Gene Ontology annotation, biological process: L-proline biosynthetic process. Gene Ontology annotation, molecular function: pyrroline-5-carboxylate reductase activity. Lineage: Eukaryota; Metazoa; Arthropoda; Insecta; Diptera; Diopsidae. The record is from RefSeq and is a predicted model, not a curated record. The transcript has 5 exons. The coding region runs from base 346 to 1161 and encodes 271 amino acids.
UCAUUCAUCAAAGUUUCGAUUUUGAUUCCUUAUCACAAUGUUUACAAAAUGUAUUGAAUUUAAAUUGAUAUUUUUCCAGUCAACAAAUAAAAAAAAACAGUUGUAACUGAUAAGAUGCGGUUCGCUCUUCACGCAGCCAACACAAUACAAGCACAAUCGACAUAAUUCACUUGCCCCGAUAGCUUUGCUGUAAAGCACUGAUGGUUCUACGAGAAGCAAAGGCUUAUCUAGACUACGAAGUACUACGUUUCAUGUUGUAUUCGAGACAUGAGUUCAAAGACUGCAUUAGUGAUCAAUUGGUGUCCGAAGUAAAAACACUAACAAGCCAAAAGUAUAAGAAAUAAAAUGAAUCAAAUCGGACGAAUUGGUUUUUUGGGAGGUGGAAAAAUUGCGCAAGCUAUGGCCAAGGGCUUUAUAGCUGCUGGUCUAACAAAAGCUGAAAAUAUUAUGGCUAGUGUACAUCCAGCAGAUAAAGCUUCACUGGAUUCAUUUAAGAACAUCGGUGUUGAAACUUUAGUGGAAAAUAUACCUGUUGUGCAGAAAUCUGAUGUUGUUUUUAUAUCUGUAAAACCGCAAGUUGUUCCAAAAGUGUUAACAGAGAUAAAAUCUAAAAGUGAUGACAAACUAUUCGUGUCGGUAGCGAUGGGCGUUACACUUAAAACUUUGGAACAGGGGCUUUCGCAAAAUUCUCGCGUUGUACGUGUUAUGCCUAAUACUCCCGCAUUAGUACAAUCUGGAUGUUCGGUUUAUGUACGUGGAACUAAAGCCACUGAUACAGAUGCAAAAACCACACAAGCACUACUCGAAUCGAUUGGUACUUGUGAACAAGUUGAUGAAAAUUUACUAGACCCAAUAACUGCCUUAAGUGGCAGUGGACCCGCUUAUGUUUUUGUUAUGAUCGAAGCCUUAGCAGAUGGCGGUGUACAUAUGGGUUUACCACGUGAUUUAGCUUAUAGACUAGCUGCACAAACUGUAAUGGGAUCGGGUCAUCUUGUACGAGAAACUGCAGAUCAUCCUGGUGUGUUAAAAGAUAAUGUAACGAGUCCUGCUGGUUCAACUGCAGCUGGUCUGAGACAUUUAGAAUUAUCCGGUUUCCGCGCAGCUGUUGCUGGAGCAGUAGAAGCUGCAACGUUGCGUUGUCGACAAAUUUCAGAAAAAUAAUUUUCUUGACUAAAAAUUAAUAUGUUAAAAUAAGAAAUAGUUUUCUCUGUUAUGCGUCGUGUGAAUAUAUGUUAUUUAGAGUUAAAUAGGUUACAUUUAUAUAAAUAAAUAAAAACAUAUAGAUUAUAUA